This is a messenger RNA of Schistocerca cancellata (South American locust), 1490 nucleotides long. RefSeq names its product poly [ADP-ribose] polymerase tankyrase-1-like. Gene Ontology annotation, molecular function: protein binding. The transcript is spliced from 4 exons. The record is from RefSeq and is a predicted model, not a curated record. Lineage: Eukaryota; Metazoa; Arthropoda; Insecta; Orthoptera; Acrididae. Bases 80 to 1447 code for a protein of 455 amino acids.
CUGCGACUUCAACGGCUGACGGGGCGCUGCGUGUGUGUUUGCUGACAUCACUCCUCCCUGACUCUCGGAAUCGUCCACAAUGGAAGCAGUUACGGAAGUCGCGGACGCGGCAGCCGCGGUGCCCGGCCUGGGAGACCUGCUGGACGCGGGGGACGGCGCCGUGGUGACGCUGGUGGCGGGCGACACCUGGCUGGCGGCGCACAGGGCCGUCCUCGCGGCCAGGAGCCCCGCGCUGGCGGCCAGCUUCCAGCACGACACGCCGCACGUCACCGUCACGGACGCGGAGGGCCCGGUGCUACGCCAGCUGCUAGCCUACUGCUACACCCUCCAGGCCCCGCAGCUGCCCAGCAUGGCUCCCCAACUGCUGGCAGCUGCCGACAAGUACGGCUUGUCGGGCCUGAAGGACGCGUGCGAGCAGCAGCUGGCAGCACAGCUGCACGUGGAGAAUGCGGCGGCCACAGCUGUGCUCGCGCUGAGCCACUCUUGCUCCAGGCUGAAGGAGGCCUCUGUCGCGUUUAUAAAAACCCACACCUACGAGGUGGUGAUGACGCAGGGUUGGGCGGAUGCUGUAGUCAGCCACCCACGCGCUGUUGUGGAGUUAACUUGCCUGAUUACAGAGCCACCUGCACCAACCAGCGCGCCAGUCACUACAGCUGGUGGGUCAGCCACUAAAGAGGGUGGACCAGCCACUAUAGAGGGUGGACCAGCCAUUAUAGAUGGUGGACCAGCCACUACAGAGGGUGGACCAGCCACUACAGAGGGUGGACCAGCCACUACAGAGGGUGGACCAGCGACUACAGAGGAUGAGGGUGCUAUGCCAGCCACUACAGAGGUUGGGCCCACCCCUGCCUCUCACCGCCAGCUCCCCUGCGUCCCCAGCCAGGCUCACGUCACAGCUGCGCCGCCCACGAUUCCCCAGCGUACAGCCUUGCCUGAUGAAGCCACAGCCUCCCCCAUGCGGAACCUUUCUGGACGAGAGAGAGACGGGCGGCUGAUACAGGCAGCUAAGCAGGGGACAGUGGAGGCGCUGCAGGAGCUCCUUGCGUUAGGCGCAGACGUGGGGGCGAGAGACGAGAACUGGAGGGGAUGGACCGCCCUCCACUGGGCAGCAUACUGGGGAGAUGCGGAGGCGGUGAGGUGCCUGGUAGAUGGCGGUGCAGAAGUGGACGCCAGAGACUACAGGAAGAUCGCGCCUCUGCAUUUGGCUGCAUUCAAUGGCCACACGGCCGUGGUACAGAUGCUCCUGGCGUCCUCUGCUGAUCCCAACUCCAGGCACCUUUCGGGAAGAACACCUCUGCACGCGGCAGCACACAGUGGCCACGCAGACGUGGUGGCUGUGUUGCUGGAGGCAGGAAGUGAGAUACGAGCCAGAGAUAACAUGGGGAAGACCUCCCUGGACUACGCCAGGCUGAAUAAACACCAGCACCUGGAAGAGAUGCUAUCUUGAAGCUUGCAGACCUAUAAUAUAAUCAUGUGGAAUAAAACAAAAG